CCGGGCCCAGCUGGGGGAGGGGCGAGCCCAGGCGCGCAGGCGUACGACCCAGCAGCCCCGUCGCAGCGCAACUGCUCAGAUUGGAGCGGAGGGUGAGCGCCUAGACUUGGCCCGAACCCGGCUCCCCUCCCCCUGCCGCUCCAGGUGACCACGGUGGCGCCCUCCCCUGCACCUGGACAGGGGCCGCGUCGCCGAGGCCAUGCUCAGGGACAAAGGUCGGAGUGGCCGGGCUGGCGGAAUCCCUUUAAGUGACACGUAAGCCCCCUGCGGUUUCUCCAAGGGCCCAGGAGAGGGGGCACCAGGACAGGCUGCUGCGUCAGCGGGCUAGAGGCAGCAGGAGCCCUACCCCAGAGCCCCCAGAGACCUGCCACAUUCCCCUGAACCUGGAGUCCAAGGCUGUGGCGCUGUUCCAAGGCGGGAUUUUCGCGGGGUGCCAUAGCUCACGUCCUCCCCAGGCUUCCCCCUGCCCCGCCCUCAGCGCCAGCCGGCCGGCGGCACCAUGACCCUGAGCCUUUUGCGGGACUGGUGCCGGGGGGGUGGGGGGGGUGGGGUGGAUGUGGACAUGCACCGGGCCCUGCUGGUCACCGGCAUCCCGGAGGGCCUGGAGCGCGCGGCCAUCGAGGCUGUCCUGCAGCUGGCUUUCCUGCCCCUGGGCACCUUCAGGCUGUGCAACACUGGGGCCCCGAGGGACCACAAGGCCAAGGCCGCCCUGGUGGAGUUCGUGGAGGACAUAAACCACGCGGCCGUCCCCAGGGAGAUCCCAGGCAAGGACAGCGUCUGGAGGGUCCUGUGUCAGGACCCCGCGGAGGACCCAGGAGUCCUGAGGCAGAUGAGACGCCUCGUGCUGGAUGAGAGGCCCUCGCAGGCUGCAGGGCCCCGGGUCCCCGGGGACAGGCUCCCCUCUCCGGCCUCGGAGACCCGGGCCCAGGGCUCAGAGCCUGCGGCCAGGAGGGCUGGCCCACCUCCUAGGAGGGGCCGCCAGGCUCGCAGACACAGAGCCAGAGGCAACAGGUGGGCCCCAAAGGGCCAGAAGCUCAAAGGAGGGGGGCGGCCGCCCACGUGGGCCAGGCGGGAGUCGGACGCCUCUUCCGAGGGCAGCCUGGGCAUCAUGCUGGAGCAGCUGGACCAGGACGACCUGAGCGCCGACGAGGCGCAGGGCGCGCUGUCCGCCACGCUGCACCAGGCCGCCAAGGAGCUGGGCAAGAAGGAGUGGGCCCUGCAGAGCGGCGCGGCCGCGGGAGAGGGGCCCCGCGAGUUCUUGGCCCAGGUCACGCUGACGGACAAAGGCAAGCGGGAGCCCAUGGAAAAAGAGCCCCCGGGGCCCGAGGCCCGAGGCCUCGACGGCGGUGGGGGCGAAGCCUGGAGCAGCGUGCCCGACUUAGUGGCCCUGCUUGCUGUGCGAGACGCGGGGGACGAGGAGCCCGCCGACGGCGACGCUCCCGAAAGCGAGUCGCAGCCGAACGGGGAGCCGGGAGACGAGGGGCUGGACAUCCCCGAGUUUGUGGCCAUUGUGGCCUACACGGACCCGUCGGAUCCCUCGGGCCGCGAGGAGCUGCUCAAGAUCGCUUCGGUGGUCGAGUCCCUGGGCUGGAGCGCCACG
Molecule: messenger RNA, 1600 nt
Organism: Ailuropoda melanoleuca (giant panda)
Lineage: Eukaryota; Metazoa; Chordata; Mammalia; Carnivora; Ursidae
Product: paraneoplastic antigen-like protein 8B
Source: RefSeq, a predicted model, not a curated record